This is a messenger RNA of Orycteropus afer afer, 3357 nucleotides long. NCBI's taxonomy places the organism in Eukaryota, Metazoa, Chordata, Mammalia, Tubulidentata, Orycteropodidae. The record is from RefSeq and is a predicted model, not a curated record.
AUGGCUUCACCUCCAUUCACCAUGCAGCACCAGCAGACGUUUUUGAAUCAACUGAGAGAAAUUACUGGGAUUAAUGACACCCAGAUACUACAGCAAGCUCUGAAGGAUAGUAAUGGAAACUUGGAAUUAGCAGUGGCUUUUCUUACUGCAAAGAAUGCUAAGACCCCUCAGCAGGAGGAAACAACUUACUACCAAACAGCGCUUCCUGGAAAUGAUCGAUACAUCAGUGUGGGAAGCCAAGCAGAUACAAAUGUGAUUGAUCUCACUGGUGAUGAUAAAGAUGAUCUUCAGAGGGCAAUUGCCUUGAGUUUGGCCGAAUCAAACAGGGCAUUCAGGGAGACUGGAAUAACUGAUGAGGAGCAAGCCAUUAGCAGAGUUCUUGAAGCCAGCAUAGCAGAAAAUAAAGCAUGUUUGAAGAGGACACCUACAGAAGUUUGGCGAGAUUCUCGAAAUCCUUAUGAUAGAAAAAGGCAGGACAAAACUCCUGUUGGUCUAAAGAAUGUUGGCAAUACUUGCUGGUUUAGUGCUGUUAUUCAGUCAUUAUUCAAUCUUUUGGAAUUUAGAAGAUUAGUCCUGAAUUACAAGCCUCCAUCAAAUGCUCAAGAUUUACCCCGAAACCAAAAGGAGCAUCGGAAUUUGCCUUUUAUGCGUGAGCUUCGGUAUCUAUUUGCACUUCUUGUUGGUACAAAAAGGAAAUAUGUUGAUCCAUCAAGAGCAGUUGAAAUUCUUAAGGAUGCUUUCAAAUCAAAUGACUCUCAGCAGCAAGACGUGAGUGAGUUUACACAUAAAUUAUUAGAUUGGUUAGAAGAUGCCUUUCAAAUGAAAGCUGAAGAAGAAACGGAUGAAGAGAAGCCAAAGAACCCAAUGGUAGAGUUAUUCUAUGGACGAUUCCUGGCUGUGGGAGUGCUUGAAGGUAAAAAAUUUGAAAAUACGGAAAUGUUUGGCCAGUACCCACUUCAAGUCAAUGGAUUCAAAGAUCUCCAUGAGUGCCUAGAAGCUGCUAUGAUUGAAGGAGAAAUUGAGUCUUUACAUUCAGAAAAUUCAGGAAAAUCAGGGCAAGAGCAUUGGUUUACCGAACUGCCACCUGUGUUAACAUUUGAAUUGUCAAGAUUUGAAUUUAAUCAGGCACUGGGAAGACCAGAAAAAAUUCACAACAAAUUAGAAUUUCCUCAGGUUUUAUAUCUAGACAGAUAUAUGCACAGAAACAGAGAAAUAACAAGAAUUAAGAGAGAAGAGAUCAAGAGACUUAAAGAUUACCUCACGGUAUUACAACAAAGACUAGAAAGAUACUUAAGCUAUGGUUCGGGUCCUAAACGAUUCCCCUUGGUAGAUGUUCUACAGUAUGCAUUGGAAUUUGCCUCAAGUAAACCUGUUUGCACUUCUCCUGUUGAUGAUAUUGAUGCUAGUUCCCCAUCUAGUGGUUCCAUACCAUCACAAACAUUACCAAGCACAACAGAACAACAGGGAGCUCCUUCUUCAGAACUGCCAAGCACAUCACCUGCGGCCAUUGCCGCCAUUUCAUCAAGAUCAGUAAUACACAAACCAUUCACUCAGUCUCGGAUACCUCCAGAUUUGCCCAUGCAUCCUGCACCAAGGCACAUAACAGAAGAAGAACUUUCUGUGCUGGAAAGCUGUUUACAUCGCUGGAGGACAGAAAUAGAAAAUGACACCAGAGAUCUACAGGAAAGCAUAUCCAGAAUCCAUCGAACAAUUGACCUAAUGUACUCUGACAAAUCUAUGAUCCAAGUUCCUUAUCGUUUACAUGCAGUUUUAGUUCAUGAAGGCCAAGCUAAUGCAGGGCAUUAUUGGGCAUACAUUUUUGAUCAUCGUGAAAACAGGUGGAUGAAGUACAAUGACAUUGCUGUGACAAAAUCAUCAUGGGAAGAGUUAGUGCGGGACUCUUUUGGUGGUUAUAGAAAUGCCAGUGCAUACUGUUUAAUGUAUAUAAAUGAUAAGGCACAAUUCUUAAUACAAGAAGAAUUUAACAAAGAAACUGGACAGGCCCUUGUUGGAAUAGAAACAUUACCACCAGAUUUAAGGGAUUUUGUUGAGGAAGACAACCAAAGAUUUGAAAAAGAAUUAGAAGAAUGGGAUGCACAACUUGCCCAGAAAGCUUUGCAGGAAAAGCUUUUAGCAUCUCAGAAACUGAGGGAGUCAGAGUCUUCUCUACCAACAGCACAAGCCGGAGAACCAGAAUAUCUAGAACAGCCAUCAAGAAGUGAUUUCUCAAAACAUUUGAAAGAAGAAACUAUUCGAAUAAUUACCAAGGCAUCACAUGAGCAUGAAGAUAAAAGCCCUGAAACAGUUUUGCAGUCGAAACCUGAAAAUGCCACAAGCCAACCACCUUCUAACCAGCAAGUUGUAGAGGUGGCGAUUCCUCCUGUAGGGAAAUUUAUGGUUGAGUCAAAGGAGGGGGGUUAUGAUGACGAGAUCAUGAUGACACCGAACAUGCAAGGUAUUAUCAUGGCGAUAGGUAAAUCCAGGAAUGUAUAUGACAGGUGUGGUCCUGAAGCAGGGUUCUUUAAGGCAAUAAAAUUGGAGUAUUCAAGGCUGGUUAAGUUGGCCCAAGAAGAUACCCCACCAGAAACUGAUUAUCGCUUACACCAUGUAGUGGUCUACUUUAUCCAGAACCAGGCACCAAAGAAGAUCAUUGAGAAAACACUAUUAGAACAAUUUGGAGACAGAAAUUUGAGUUUUGAUGAAAGGUGUCACAAUAUAAUGAAAGUUGCUCAAGCAAAACUUGAAAUGAUAAAACCUGAAGAAGUAAACUUGGAGGAAUAUGAGGAGUGGCAUCAGGAUUAUAGAAAAUUCAGGGAAACAACCAUGUAUCUCAUAAUUGGGCUAGAAUAUUUUCAAAGAGAAAGUUAUAUAGAUUCCUUGCUGUUCCUUAUAUGUGCUUAUCAGAAUAACAAAGAACUCUUGUCCAAAGGCCCAUACAGAGGACAUGAUGAAGAAUUGAUAUCACAUUAUAGAAGAGAAUGCUUACUAAAAUUAAAUGAGCAAGCUGCAGAACUGUUUGAAUCUGGAGAGGAUCGUGAAGUAAACAAUGGUCUCAUCAUCAUGAAUGAGUUUAUUGUCCCAUUUUUGCCCUUGUUACUUGUGGAUGAAAUGGAAGAGAAAGAUAUACUUGCUGUGGAAGAUAUGAGAAAUCGAUGGUGUUCCUACCUUGGACAAGAAAUGGAAGCAAACCUCCAAGAAAAGCUCACAGAUUUUCUGCCUAAACUGCUUGAUUGCUCUACGGAGAUUAAAGGUUUUCAUGAGCCGCCAAAGUUACCUUCAUAUUCUACACAUGAACUCUGUGAGCGAUUUGCCCGAAUCAUGUUGUCCCUCAGUCGAACUCCUGCUGAUGGAAGAUAA